Pelodiscus sinensis (Chinese soft-shelled turtle) is the source of this 4685-nucleotide messenger RNA. Lineage: Eukaryota; Metazoa; Chordata; Testudines; Trionychidae. The record is from RefSeq and is a predicted model, not a curated record.
UGCCACGUCGACAGGCUCUUGUCUCUGAGCCCCAGGCCAGACCUUGACGACUGGACCCUCCUUCCAUCCCAGGGCACCAAGUCAUGCCCUCCCCCGAGGGGAACAAACAGCAGUCCAUGGGUCUAGCUGCUGGCAUUCCCAGGCUGUCGGGUACGAGGUCCGUGUCCCUCUCUUGCUGAGGGAGAACGUGUGUCCCAGACGCAGGCCGAAGGGAGGGCUGUGUAUCUGUUUGCCUCCCUGAAUCAUUACCUGAGGGUAGUGGGGGAACAAGGCGUCCUGAGUACCACGGCCCAUUGUUUUUAAGCUCCCAGAUCACUUCGGAGCCUGUUUGAAAAAACAGCCUAUCCAGAGGCCAAAGUCUAGGGCACUGAUCAGCAGAUGACAUUGAAAGGAGACGUGCAGAUAGAAGGACAUGGGUUCCUCCUGAACUCUGGGCACCUCCAGACUCUCCUGUAGGCACACACUGUAGAUGCUGAUUUUCCACGUCCUUGGCACAGAUGUUUUACACCUGGGCCCCCAAAAGGCAAAGUUCUGGGGCUAUUUAGACCCACAUAAGAUGACAUGUGCACUCCCCUUUUAGACAAACAUCUGCCCACAGACAAGCUUAGUUCUGAUUUCAAUCUUUGGCUGCACCUUUUCUUAGGGGAUUUAAGUACUGUUGACAAGACCUGGGUGAAAUAUUUUGUACAAUUUUUGCAGGUAGAUGGAGACUGAAUUUCCACCAAUAGGCCAGAACUUCCAGGGACCUCCCAGGAGAACUUUCAUGCAGUUUAAGAACAUAAGAGCAGGCAUUCUAGGUCAGAGCAUGUAGCCCAGAGCCCUGUUUUCCGACUGUCAUGGGGUCUCUGCUCACACAGGACUGGUAGCCAGGUAGGCCUGUUACCUGCACAGCCUGCCCCUGAUAGGAGAUCUGGGGGGUAGCUAUAGAAUGAACCUUUCGGGUGGCCCUGCACUACCUGGAAUCUUAUGGGAAGAAAUGAAGAGAUGCCCUGGGCUGGGGGUGGGUGACACUGGGCAGUAGGGGAGGGUCUCUGCGCUUAGCUAUGUCAAAGACGGGAGACGAUACCUGCCCCUCCCACGGGUAGCCAUCUGGAGUGGAAGAGUCUGUGAUGUGGCAUCCAGCUGACACAAACGAGUGGGGGUAUCCCACAGCCGGCACCUGGAGGAAGAGCCAGGACGCAGAAAACAAUGCUAGCAGGCUCAUGGAAGGAGGAAAUUUGCCUCGUAGAGGCUUCUGCCCAGAAAGUGCGGUCACGCCCAGGAUAGAGGGAGGAGCGUCUGGAGCGGAUUAAACCAGAACCAGGAGCUGUAGGAAGCUGGGCAGGGCAGGCAGUGAGGGUGUGGAGAGGAAAGAACAGAGCUGCUGGGUUGAACGUCCCCCCACCCAGCCCUGGGGAAGCGGCCCCAGCAGGGCAGCGAAUGAGCAGAACCCUUGGGUCACUGUGGGAGGGAGAGAUUGGACCAGCCGCGCCCUGGCAGGGGAGCGCUGUGGGACUGGGCUGGCGGGCAGGGAACAGAGGAGAUUUGGUUCCGCAGUGGGUGAGGGGCUGCAGGGCAAAGCGAAAGAGAGGAUGGGAGAAAGGGAGCGGCAGUGAAAAAACCGUGGAGGAGAGGGGGCCUGACGCGCUAAACCCCAGGCUGAGCGGCGGAAGGCAUCAGACAAGAGGUGAGUGGAGCGUCCUGGGACUCCGCCUUGGUGGUGCCAGGUGCGUUGGAAGGCAGGAGCAGAACAAAGCAACGCUGAGGGGUCCUAUCAUCCCAUCCCAUCUUGGGGCAGCCUGUGUGUCCCUGCGCCUCCGAGCACGGGGCUCCCCUCCGGACCCUCUUGGCCAACAGCCAGCAAGGAACCUGCUCUCCCGGAACCGACCUAAUUCUUUUGUGAGCCCAGCUCUGCUUCUGGUCUGUGCACGUCCCCGGCAAUGAACUCCACAGGCUGCCUGAAUGGCAGGGGUGGGGGCGGGGAGGGGGCAGUUCCUCCCCUCUUUUUGUUUGAAACCUGCUGCCUAUUCAUUGCAUUGGAUGACCCCUGAUUCUUACAUUACAUGAAGGAUUAAACAACUUUUCUCUUAUUCACUUUCUCCAAACAGUCAUGAAUUUUUCCCCCUCAAUCAUCUCCCCCUUUGGUCGUCCCAUUUCUAAACAGAUCAGUUUUUCAUUUCUCAUGCUGCAACUGUUCUGGACUCUUACUUGUUUUGUUGCCCUUUUCUGAACCUUUUCCCAAUUAUAAAUUAUCUUUUAAUUUGUUUUUUGAGAUGUGGCAAACCAGACAGCCUGCAGUAUUCAACAUGCAAUCAUAUAAUGAAUUUAUAUUGUGCCUUUAUAAUAUUUGAUGUCUCAUCUGUUGUUUUCCUAAGGCUUCCUAGCAAUGUUUGCUUUUUAGACUGUUGCUUCAUAUUUAGUGGCUGUUUUCAGAGCACUAUCCACAAUGACUUUCUUGAGUACUAAUAGAUUAUUUGAAGCAUGCUUCAGCUACCCCAGACUAACACGGCUACAUCUCUACCACUAAUAGAUUAUUUAGAUCUCAGCAGUUUUAUUUGUGAUUAGGAUUGUGUGACAAUGUGCAUUUCUUCACACAUCACCACUGAAUUCCAUUUGCCAAUUUGUUCCCCAGUCACUCCAUUUUGUGAAUUCCCUUUGUAACAUUUCUCAGUCAGCUUUGGACUGCAUAUUUUGAUUAAUUUUCUAUUAUCUAGAAACUCUGCCACAUCAAAAUUUGCAAUGUUCUUUCAGGUUUCUUAUGAAUAUGUUGACCACCAUUGGUCUAAGUAGCAGUUCAAGUGGAUCCUGAUAUUUUCUUCUCCCCACUCUGAAAACAGACCAUUUAUUCUUUCCUUUUGUUUCCUAUCUUUUGACCAGGUACCAAUCCAUAAGAAGUCCUUCCCUUUUAUCCCAUAGCAGCUGACUGUGCUUAAGGGCCUUUGAGUGAGGGACCUUGUCAGAGGCUUUCUGAAAAAUCUAAGUACUCUGUCACUACUUGAUCAUCCUGGUCCACAUGGUGGUUGACCCCCUCAAAGAAUUCUAAUAGAUUGGUGAGAGUCCCCUGUCCAAGGAAGAAUGUUGAAGGGGGUCAAAAUAGGGCUCGGGAUCACUUUUGUCUUUCUCCUGGUCCUUGUCUAUAAACGUUCCCGGCUGCUUGGCUGCCUCUACUCAUGCGAGCAGAGUCAUGAGCCAUUGCCGAUGCAAGAGGAUGACGUGAGCCAGAGCAGCGGCAUCAUCUUUGUGGAGACCACAGACCGUCUUGAGCCUCCUCCGUUGGUUUCAUGUUCUAUAGAAUCUGCUGCCAAGGCCUAUCCGAACAGACCAGUUCGUUUCUUCAUGAAAGGGCUGAAAAAUAACACCACGGUAGAUUCAGUUUCCACUUCCACAGCCUUCGCUCUUCUGUCUGCCAUGGAGAAUGUCUUCCUUCUUCCUCUCGACAUGGAAACUGUUUUCCAGGAUACACCUCUGCUCCCAUGGUAUCAUAAGGUAAAUCCAGCCCAGGAAAGAUACUGGCUGCAUGUCAGUGCUGACGGUAUCAGGCUUGCACUCAUCUGGAAAAACGGUGGGAUCUACAUGGAUACUGAUGUCAUCUCCAUCAGGCCUAUUUCACUGGAAAACUUCCUUACAGCUGAGGAUGUCCGGUUCGCUGGCAAUGCAAUUUUUGGCUUUUCUCACCAUCACAAGUUCAUCUGGGAUUGCAUGGAGGAUUUUGUUCAAAACUACAGAGGAGACAUUUGGGGCCACCAAGGGCCCAGGUUACUGACAAGGAGGCUCAAGGCGUUGUGCCCUGUAACCAGUUUCCGUAACAUGGAAGAUAUAAACUGUCAGAACAUUUCCUACUUACAUCCUCAGCGUUACUACCCCAUCCCCUGUGGAGAAUGGAAUCGGUACUUCCAGGUCUGGGAGAAAAGCCCCGACUUCAACAACUCCUUUUCUCUGCAUGUGUGGAACUUCAUGAACCGGGAACACAAGCGUGUGGUUGCAGGAAGUAACACCUUAAUGGAAAAUCUCUUCAAAACAUACUGUCCUAUCACGUACAGGGCCCUUAUUCAAGGCCCAGAAGGCAGUGGUCCGUAGGUAACAAAACAAGACUGAAUGACGGCAUCUAGCAAAACAAGGUGACUCUUCCAGCCCUCAUGGUCCUGGUCCUAAAAUAAAUUGUUCACUACACAGAUUUCGUCUGAGUCAGUGACUCAGCCUUUUUUCUGUCUGCAGGUGACUUUGUAGGACAGAACCUCUCAGAAUUCACCUCUUCUCCCCAGAUUCCCGAGGGCCUAGUGAAUUUAGUAGGAAAGCAAGGGUGUAAAUACCAUUGGGGAUGACUUGAUAAGUAUGUCUUGUCCUUUAGGGAAUGUUUCCCAUAGCACCUAAGUGAUCUAGGAGACUGAGUCCUAUUGUGAAAAGUCACGUUGGCUUUGGGUUUCAAAGCUCCAUUGAAAAUCAGGCCUUUGGUGCCUACAGAUGCCCGUAACUGCUUUUGAAAAUGACAGUGGUCAUCCGUGCUCCCUUGAGGUGCCUUAAUGCCUUUCAGAAUCGGUCCCUUUACAUAUGUUUGGAAAUUUUACCCAGUCACUUGCUGAGAGUGUCUAUAGCACCUUGUGUGAUGAGCCUGAGUCUUUGCCCUAUUACUGUAAUAUUGAUGUUGUUGAGUAACUGUGAAUACAAUACAACAGAUAGUCUGGUAGCACUUGAAAUACUAAUGGAAG